Messenger RNA from Colletotrichum destructivum, 2581 nucleotides. Its product is annotated as Putative glycoside hydrolase family 47, six-hairpin glycosidase-like superfamily. Gene Ontology annotation, cellular component: membrane; endoplasmic reticulum. The record is from RefSeq and is a predicted model, not a curated record. Gene Ontology annotation, biological process: mannose trimming involved in glycoprotein ERAD pathway; carbohydrate metabolic process. The transcript has a single exon. Gene Ontology annotation, molecular function: calcium ion binding; mannosyl-oligosaccharide 1,2-alpha-mannosidase activity. The coding region runs from base 315 to 2150 and encodes 611 amino acids. Lineage: Eukaryota; Fungi; Ascomycota; Sordariomycetes; Glomerellales; Glomerellaceae.
CCUUGGCUUCUUUUGAGUUUUUGGCAAAGUCGAACCCUCCCCGAUUCGAUCAUUCCCCUGGCGGUCCCUCCACCCCCUGACAUCAGCAGCACCAGGGUGUUUGGACCGGUAGAGUCUUAAACCCACGAGAAGUUCUUUCUUGCCAAGUUCUGUCCCAGCGUUGGUUUUCCUUCCUUCGACACGGCCCCCCCUCGUAGGGUGAAGCAUCAAACUCAUCCACUCCCCCAACCUCGACGAGGAAACGAUAUGAGUAACCAGCUGUGCCGAGCAAUGCUGUCGUUGCCGCCACUUUCUCCUUACUCUGAGCCGCCAUCAUGAUCACCAUCCGCCGGCGCCGCCCCGCGAGGCUACCCAUCUACCUGGUCAUCGCCCUAACGUUGCUAUUCCUCUGGCAUACCGGCCUUCCCGUUGGCUGGGGCACCGGCGACAUCAUCUACAACGGCAUCCACUACCGCAAGUCGGGCUACGACUGGGGCAGCUUGACCCUCGAAUAUCCGCUCGAAAAGCCGCUGAGAACCCCGCCGGCUGGCACUCCUCGCGACCUCCCGCAAGUCCAAUACGACUUUGACGGGGGCAGCAGCAGCAGCAGCAGCAAGAACAGUCGGGGAGAAAAGAAGAAGAGCAAGAAACUAUCCCACGACGAGGACCGCGACCAGGAAAGGGGAAAGCAGAUCGAGUCGAGAAGGGCAGCCGUGGUCCACGCCUUCCGACGGAGCUGGGCCAGCUAUGUUGACCACGCAUGGACGUGGGACGAGCUGACACCUGUGUCUGGCCGUGGCAAGAACACUUUCGGCGGCUGGGCGGCCACCAUGGUCGACGGCCUCGACUCGCUGUGGAUCAUGGGAAUGCACGACGACUUCCGCCGCGCUGUUCGCGCCGUCGCCCAACUCGACUGGUCCAACACCACCGAGACCGCCGCCAACAUGUUCGAGACGACCAUUCGUCAUCUGGGUGGUCUCAUCGGCGCCUACGACCUGAGCGGCGAGCCGGCCUUGCUGGCCAAGGCCGUGGAGUUGGGCGACAUGCUGUACAUGGGCUUCGACACCCCGAACCGCAUGCCACCCUUUUGGUUCAAGUUCUCGGAUGCCAAGUAUGGCAGGCAGAAGGUUGGCGAGCGCGAGUCCUCGGCCGCGGGAUGCUCGCUGUCCAUGGAAUUUACCCGCCUAUCCCAGCUGACGGGUGACCCGAAAUACUACGACGCGACCGAGCGUGUGAAAGAGUUCCUCGUCAAGACGCAGGACAAGAGCAAACUGCCCGGUAUGUGGCCCAUGUUCAUGAACUACCGUGAGGAGAAGGUCGACGACAGCUCCUUCAGCAUUGGCGCGCAGGCGGAUUCUCUAUACGAGUACCUUCCUAAGAUGCACGCACUGCUCGGCGGCCUCGACGACGAGUAUGAAAAGCUCACCAGUAGCUCGUUCGAUGCCAUCGACAAGCACAUCCUCUUCCGCCCCAUCCUGCCCAACGUGACCGACAUUCUCGUCCCGGGCAAUGCCUUUGCCCACGCGACCUCGGUCGACCUGACGCCCGAGGCCCAGCACCUUGGCUGCUUUGCUGGCGCCAUGUACGGCCUCGCCGGCAAGCUUCUGGGCCGGAACUCGUACGUCACUAUUGGCGAGAAGAUCUCGCGCGGUUGCGCCUGGGCGUACAAGGUGUUCCCCACGGGCAUCAUGCCCGAGAUCAUGACGUUCCACCAUUGCGCCGAGCCGGACCACGGCGCAUGCGAGUGGGACGAGAAGAAACACGGUCGCCCGGGCGUGCCGGGGGGCGUCAAGCAGGUCCGCGACGGCCGUUACAUGCUUCGCCCGGAGGCCAUUGAGAGCAUUUUCUACAUGUAUCGCAUCACGGGUGACGACGAGUGGCGCGACGUCGCCUGGGACAUGUUUCAAGCCAUCCAGCGCGCGACCGAGACGCCGCUGGCCUACUCGGCCAUCGACAACGUCAACGUGCAGCCGGGCGACACGACCAAGACGGACUCGAUGGAAAGCUUCUGGUUCGCCGAGACGCUCAAGUACUUCUACCUCAUCUUCUCCCCGCCCGACGUCCUCAGCCUCGACGAUUGGGUGCUCAACACCGAGGCGCACCCCUUCAAGCGGCCCAAGAGGAUGGACCACGUCGAGACCGAGGCCGAGAUUCGAGGGCAGUCCAAGUAGAGAGAGAGACAUUCUUGUAUUGGUCAUCAAAGAUCAUGCACCUAGGCGCAUCAUGGGCAAUUUAUAGAGUUUCGUAGCUGUAACUACGAGACACAUAGAGAGGGCUUUACCUCGCUGUUUGUAUGUGAAAUUUCGCAUCGUACACUCUUCAUACAGAAAUCAGACUCGUAGGCUUCAUACCAACCAUCCACCAUUGCUCAGUGUCAAUGAUGUCUACAUGGACUGCCUUUGACUCCAGACCUGCCUGGGUCCUUUCGUCGAUCUCCAUGUCGUCUUCCCGGCCAGCAACUCGCUACAGCAGGCCCGACUGCAUGUGAUGAGCUCCCCAACCACCGAAGUGAACGUCCACCUCGUAACAAGGAUUCAUCACAGUCAACCCAGCAGCCAUGGCCCUUUGCCCCCCUUGCAAGGGCCUUUCACGAUCUGGCCCU